This is a messenger RNA of Engraulis encrasicolus (European anchovy), 2024 nucleotides long. It is a transcript of the gene commd9, whose product is annotated as COMM domain containing 9. The transcript is spliced from 6 exons. Lineage: Eukaryota; Metazoa; Chordata; Actinopteri; Clupeiformes; Engraulidae. The record is from RefSeq and is a predicted model, not a curated record. The coding region runs from base 41 to 634 and encodes 197 amino acids.
CUCGGCUCAGUCAGCUGUCACAUGACUAGUCUGAUCCAAGAUGGCUACUCUUUCAGAAGAACAUUUCUCGGCUUUACAACUUUUAUUGAAGGCUCCGUCCAAGGACGCCGUUCGACAGAUGUGUGCAGACAGCUACCCGCGCGGAGCUCCUGUGUCUCAACGAUUGACUGAAAGUACAGCUGCAACACUUUCAGUGUCACCAACAGAAGCCAAAGAGCUACUUACGGCUCUCCACACUCUCUCCCGUUACGUGGUUUUUCACAACCUGGCUUCACCCGAGCAGAUUCUGGCCGUCUUCCCAGACACGUUCCAUUCCAGCCUAAAGAACCUAAUCACAAAGAUUUUGCUGGAACACGGGCCAAAAUGGAGAAAAGAGGCUCUUGCCAAUCAAGUUUCCCUGCCUAGGCUUGUUGAGAUGGACUGGAGAGUUGACCUGAAGACUGCGUCAGACUCUGUCAGUCGCAUGGCAGUACCCACCUGUCUGGUGCAGAUGAAGGUGGAGGAUUAUGCCGGUGCGGUUGGCGAGGAGUCCGUCUCCCCGGUGACCAUGGAGCUAAGUAAAGAAACUCUAGACACCAUGUUGGACGGAUUAGGCCGAAUAAGAGAUCAGCUGGCUGCGGUGGCUGGCAAAUAGACAAUUGGCUGGCCGGCUGGCAUCGGGACGGGAUGGUGCAACCAACACAAGGGCUGCAUUCCAAUAUGCAACCUUGCUACCUCCACUUGGGCUUGUGGCCUCACGUUUUGCUGAUGCCCCCCCCACCUCCGUGGAAAAACAAUUACGUUUCCCCGCUGUCAGCCUAGCGAAAACCAUUUUUGGGGGACUGUUCUUCAUUUACCAUCCUGUCUGAAAAUGGGAAAAGGACUUUAAUUGAGCUUUUGCGAGAUAUUGAAAUAUAAUGCUGUUGUCAGUGAUGUCAUCACAACGUAUUACUUCCUGGUACGAGGCCACAAGCACAAGUGGAGGACGCAAGGUCGCAUAUUGGAACGCAACCAAGGACUGAACUGGGCCCAAACAACAGCUACGGCAUUUUGGGUGUACACCAGCCCCUCACACAGCCCCCACCUGUCUUUCUACGAUGUUAUGAUUGGCUCAGCCCUUGCCUUUAUUUAAGGUGGAUCAAUGGGCCGCCACAUGUGGGCUGGGGUCCGUAUCUCGAAAGCGUCUUUGCUAACGACGGUAGCAACGUCCUUCGUAAGAGCGACUCAACUCCCUCUCAACAGCGACGCUCACCACUAAAUCCAAGGGAACGGUAAGACGGUCUUAAGACGGUCUUAAGACGGUUAGCAACGACAAGAAUCGAGAAACGGACCCCUGGUCUCUAGGGGAUCAAAACAAAAUUACACAAGCAAACAAAACAAAAAACUAACAUCGGUCCCUGGGUACUGUCAACCCACUGAGAAAAUGCCCCUGCAUGCCAGAUUGGCAGUCCUGCUCUGGUACAACAGAAGGACCUUUGGGACUAAAAGUUCUGUUUUUCUACACAACAAAGAACUGCUCCCAUUUUUUUUAAAAAAAAUCCUCCAUCACAUCUUUUGUUUGUGCGGCCAUGUCCAUUCCAAGCCUGUAUUUCUCUGCCUUUGUUUGUACUCUUUUGCUAUGUUAAUAUACCAAGAUAUUGUCAUUAACACUUUCUAUGAAGCCUAUAUCUAUAACGCAUUAUGAGCACAUUUAUAUAACAACUUAUAAUGCGCAUCAUAAUCAUAGUGCAUUAUGACUACACUCAUAACGCUUCAUGAUGGAGUAUAUCAGUCAUGAAUAACUAUAAAUCUAGAUUAUAAUUCAUUAUAAAUCCUGGGGUGUUUUGAGUGCUCGUGAAUGGUUAUAAUCUACAGGCAGUGAAGGGGCUUAUAAUACAUUAUGCAGCACUAUGAUGAAUUAUGCGCAUUAUCAGUGGUUAUAAAUGUGCUCAUAAUGCGCUAUAGAUAUGGGCUUCAUAGAAAGUGUUUUCUUUUGUUGUUAGUCAUGUGUAAAUAACUUAACAGUGCCAUAAUGGUUAAGAAUCAUUAAAAAUACUAAUAUUUUA